Salvia splendens (bonfire salvia) is the source of this 1349-nucleotide messenger RNA. RefSeq lists its product as uncharacterized. The transcript is spliced from 2 exons. The record is from RefSeq and is a predicted model, not a curated record. NCBI's taxonomy places the organism in Eukaryota, Viridiplantae, Streptophyta, Magnoliopsida, Lamiales, Lamiaceae. Bases 337 to 1020 code for a protein of 227 amino acids.
UAUUUAGUAUUUUAUCUUAUCAUUCAUUAUCUAAUUUGCUAAGUUGCCAAUAUUUAUAUAUUUUCUAUAGAUUUGAUAGGAAUGUAGAGUUUGAUGUGUGCACAACCUUAAUAAAAAGUUAUAUUACUCUUAGUUUUCAUAUCUUAGGUAUUUUACGAGUAAUUAAAUCUCACUCUGUCGUAGCUGCUGGUAUCCUUCUCCACACCUCUCUCCAUUUGAGUCCAAAAGACAUUCCAUCUUUUUAUUCGUGUGCGCUCUCUUUCGGGAGAAGGGACGUCACACCAUUGUUGUUCUUUGCCUUCUCUGUCACAGGCUUGGUGGAAUUAUUAAAACAAUAUGGAUAGAAGUUGGAUGACAAAGUCAAGAAUCACAACGAAAUACCAAAAUGGACUUGAAUAUUUUUUGGACUAUGCUUUUCGCAAUUCAAGCAUGAAAGAUAAGAUAUUAUGUCCAUGCAAACGUUGUGGGAUCGGUAUAUCCGUGAGUAGAGAUGAGGCAUUUGAACAUUUGACGGUCGACGGAUUUAUUCCAGGGUACACCCAAUGGAUAGCUCAUGGAGAACUUCCUAGUAGUCGCUCAUCUAGGUGUGACAAUCAACAUAAUACUUUGGGUGAUGAUGAUAUGCAAGGUUUAGUUCAUGAUGCCUUUGGAGUUCCAAAUGAAGAUGGAUAUACUAAAGAACAUAUAAAAUCUCAAAUAGAUGCUGAAAGUGCUAAUGGACAAGCAAACGAAUUUUAUAAGUUGAUUGAUGGUUUACAACAACCAUUGUUUGAAGGAUGUGAUAAAUUCUCAAAGCUAUCAUUCAUAAUCCGUUUGUUGCACUUAAAGUGUAUUGGAAGUUUGAACAAUAAAGUAUUUGAUAUGCUUUUGGAAUUAUUAAGAGAAGCUUUUCCAGAUGCCAUGGUUGAUCUACCAAAGUCUUACUAUGAAGCCGAGAAAUUGAUGCGUGUCAAAAUGACUGUACUUUGUAUUGGGGGGAAAAUGAAAGGCGAACCUCAUGUGACACAUGUCAUCAGCUAAGAUGACGUACUUCAGAUGCAGAUCCCACAGGUGAGAAAAGAAAGAUUGCUCAAAAGGUAUUGUGGUAUUUUCCCGUCAAACCAAGGUUGCAAAGAUUGUUCAUGUCUACAAAGACGGCAUCUCACAUGAGAUGGCAUGCUGAAAAUCGUACGAAGGAUGGGUAUAUGAGACACCCUGCCGGUUCCCCAGCAUGGAACACAUUUGAUACCUUGCAUCCUAGUUUUUCUCAGGAAUCUCGCAAUGUUCGAUUGGGAUUGGCAUUAGAUGUAACUAAACCCUAAACCCAUGAAUAGUCGUUUUCAAGUCAACCAGACUUAGUACUUUUUUAA